UACGCGCACAGCUGAUUUGGGCUGGUCCCUCCAAUCAGCUGUCCUGCUGACUCUGUCGUACGAUGCUCUCGUGUUCUGCUCACUGUGGCUUGUUUUCAUCAUUGCCCAGCUCAGUCUCCCAGUCCACAGCAGCUUGAUGUCUCGUCUCAGUCUGUGGGCGCGGAUGAAGGGUGCGCGUGCUGAAAAGUGGACUGCGCACCUUGCUCGUGGGCUUUAAUAUCGACGCGUUUGAGAACAUCCUCUUCCUAAUGAUGCUCGAUGUUGCACCAAGGAGCGGUUUUGCCGGAGGACCGCGGUGCCAUGCAUCGUGGUGGUUUUGCAUUUCUACGCAGCGAUCCGCCACCAGCCUCUCGGUCCUUUAAUCAAACGGCCUCACAUGCAGCUAAAACCACUUUCACGCUUCAGAUCAGAUGUUUUUGGUUGAAUGCCGCAGCCGACAGGAUUUGGAGCAGCACUGGAGGCCAGCAUGGAGGACGUCUUUAUAACGCUUGGGAAUCAUAUUUAGAAGCUUUUGGAACUUAACAUUGCAUCUAAAGGCGGCCAUGGCUGAUGAGAGCAGCCUGUCUCGGCAGAUCGGGAGUGUGGAGAGGAGCGUAGUGUUCCUCAGGCAGGAGCACCUCACUCUACUCCAUGGCCUCCACCUGGAGAUCCUCUCCCUGCAGAAACGAUGCUCAGAGUUGACAAGUGAUCUAAAGAUGAAGCCUCCAGGCAGAAACCAAAUGGAGUUACUAGAGGAAGAGGAUCUCCUGGAGGCUCGCUGUUCGGACGUGGAGAGCCGCCUGGCCGAGCAGGAGUGCUCCUUAGGAGAACUUCGUGAAGAGUUGAGUCACAAAGGGGCUUUGGUGGGAGCCCUCAGAGCCAACCUCAAGGAAAAGGAGCGCCAUUUCCUGGAGGAGCUAAAACGCCGCAGCCACUGUUCCACCAUCCUUAACACAGAGCUGCAGAAGCAAACGGAAGCAGCAGCAUACCUCUCCUUCCAGCUGCAUGCUGCCAGGCAGAAACUGCACCACCAGCGGAUGCAACAGAGGCAGGGACUCCUCGCCCGGACCAACAGUCAGGGGGCCCAGUAUGGUGCGGAGCAGAACUCUGUUUCUCCACAGAGGCCGUCAGGAGCCUCCCCUUCCUCUCCCGUGGUUAAACCCAAGCGUAAGAGUGCCAGGGCGUCUUCAAGAGUGGAGCGUGCCAGGGAGUGUGUGCCCAUAGAGAAAGUGAUGGGCCCCGCAGAGCCCACAGCAAUGCCGGACCCCGCACUAUUCCUCCACCCUCGAAGGCACAGGGCUCGCUCCAGGCACGCUGUGGCACAAAGACACCCUCCACUAGGACUGGAGAAGAAGGAUGAGGAGGAAGGAGGUGGAGAGGGGUUGGUGGAGCCCCAGGCUGAAGCUGCCAGACUGGUGUCUUCAGCCGCAGUGCCCCCAGCUGCUGAGACAAAGGCUGAUUAGCGAUGACCGUGAACUGCACUUUUAACUGCAGUUUGAUUACGGGACAAUUAUCUUCUGUCAGACUGUUAAUGCUGUUAACUGUUGUUCUGCACCUUGACUGAAUUGAUACUAAGUUUUAGCUAAUGAAUUAUAUUACACUUAAUAUUUACUUUAAAAUGACACUAAAUAACUUGCAAAGCAAAACUCAGUGUUCGUCAAAUUAAGUUGAAUGAAUUGUCUUUUUCCACUGUUGUCACAUGCUCAGUAUUACGUGGGCCCCUUUAUUUCAAAGCGACCCCUUUGUAAAGAAUAUGUUUUUGGUCAUUUUUAGGCCUUUAUUUUUACAGGACGGCUGAAGACAUGAAAGGGGAGAGAGAGGGGGAAUGACAUGCAGCAAAGGGCCGCUGCGUAAACCUCCGUGUAUGUGCGCCCGCUCUACCACCUGAGCCAACCCAGCCACAAAGCAACCCCUUUUUGAUCUAUGGUGAUGGUGUGUGGUAGCGGCCAUUUUAGGUGGACUACAAGCCGAUGUGUUGUGUAACCCCACCAACUGUGAGCUUUCAAGGUCAACCAUAAAUCAACCAAACAUUUGUGUGACCUACAGCUGAGUCACAGCUGAAAAUGUCUGAAGUAGUAAUGUGCACGUCUGUGUGAGUCCUCCAUGUCAAAAACAAUGUUGAUUGGAAGGUGUGUGCAAAAUACAAACAACCACUGAUUAGAAAUGAGAACUUCCAAUAAAAUCCGGUAGAUCCAAUUUACCUGGAUUACACCAGUUUAUACAAUAAACACAGUAAUAAUAUUCAUAUUUAAUAGGCUAGAAUAUGUCCAUGAAAAUAUUUGAUCAGGAUACAUUAUUCCGGUGUUGUGUCACUGUUUAACUCAGGCGUGGAUUGUGUACUAAAAACACACACACACACACAAACAAGUACUACUACUACUACUACUACUACUACUACUACUUCAACUAGAUUGUGUUUGGGCUGUUGUGUCGGUUUCUUUUCCCCUCAGGGAAAAUGGGCAAACAAGAACAUGACAGUUUGGUUUGUUUUCAACUGAAACUUUGCAUUUUGUUAUUUUUCCAUUUUAGGCUACGCAAAUUCCCAAAGUAGCUGCAUCACAACGCACACCAAGACAGUGACUGUUUACUGUAAUUGCCAAGAGGGCGGUCUCAGCAGGAAGCUGUGUGUGUCCUCUGUUAUCAAAACAUGUGCACAUGGUGGCCCCUAGCGUAACAAGGAGCAAAUAGCAACUUAAAAAAAGCAGUAUAAAAAAGACCACACUAACACUUAUAGUGACUCUAUUUUAACUGUUUUGUAGUUGUCCGUUCAAUACCCUCCUUUAAUUGCUGCCUUAUAAUAGAGGAGCUGUGCAUACAGGAAACACAGUGUGGAUAUUAAAGACAUUUCUAAGUAUGUAAGUAUUUAUAGUUUCCUUUUGUUUCCCGUUAAGAGGACUUUUGGGGAUUUGCAUUUAAAUAUUUUCUGUAUGUUAUGUGGCAUCUCGGUUAUUUUUCAUUUAAGGUUGUUUACAGUUGGUUUAUACUUGAGCCAUGACUUAACUGAGCAUUGGUGUCUUUGAAACAAGCGUUCGUGUAAGACCGACUUUAGUUGUGAUUAGGUGCUGUGAGGCUUUUCUCGCCCACUGCAGCUACUGGUUAGAAGUUCAGCAUUAUGUUUUAGCAGUAUAUCCUCAAUAAAGCAAUAUAUCAAUAUAUUUAUAUAUUAUUAAUAGGUUACGUUAGCCGGUUUAAAGACACUCGAGGUGUUAGAUUUUAUGAUUGUUUAACUUUGUAUUUUGUAAUUGUUGUGCUCAGUAGGUUUUGCUUAAUAUUUUUUCAAAUUAUGAAAUUGAUUAUUUAUGUUGAUUGUCACUGAAUCUUUAAGUGAUUAAUUGUUUUGUUACGGUUUAUAGGAAGCAUAUCCAAGUAAGGAAUCGAUGACAUGCUGCUUGUGAAGCAGCGUUAAAACAAAUGGGCGUAUUAUUAUGCCACGUGAGACUAUCUGGAUGAAAACGAACUAAACCUGUCUUCUUUUUUAGUAAAAAUGCAAAUGUGACAAGGGGUUUCAUUCACCUCUCAGCUGGUUAGCCAUUCGCAUGACUGUGUGCACUAUUUUUCCUCAAGUUUUAUGAGAAAGCUUGGAUAAAGGUACAAAGCUGUCUGGUUUAGACUGUUAAGACUUCAUCACUCCACAUGUCAUUCAACUAAAGCGGCAGGUAGAUUAAACCCCCCACCCACCUUUCAUAAUAAUAAACUAACAUCCUGCAUAAUCUCACAUCAUCUUUGCUUUGGUAUUAUGUAACAACUUGGAUAAAGCAAUCACAAAUAUUGGUCGUUGUAUACAGCUACAAAGACUGCUGACUUGUUUGUCUACUUUGAAGGAAAAUGCUAAUGAGCCAAAGAGGCCCACCAGUCAAAUUAACAUGAAGAUGAAUGGUGUGAUGCCUUAAUGAAGAUGUCUUUUCAUAAAUGUUUCAGUUUAAGAGAGUAAAUCUUCACCGACUGAUUUGUUUUUCCUGCUGUUCAGAGCAGAACCCUACAUCCCACAACAAAUCAAGAAAGUAGAUAAUUUUUCUCACACACAGAGAAUGUCUUCCAUCUUUCUAAAUGCCUUUAUAAUAACCCUAAUCCUCAUAGUAAUACUUAUGACAAAAUGUCAGCAGCUUCUUGUCGAGGUCUUGUCCUUGUGGUCCUGGUUGAGGUCGAAUCUGUUCAUUUUGCAUCUUAGAGAAACAUUUCAGUCAACCGUAUGUGGCACCAUGAAGCAUCUUGUUUGACAUGUUAUGUGGUCUCUAGCAAUAAUGCGGUGUGGUGCCCAACAUGGAGAUGUUGCUCUAGAUUGUUGUAUGGUUUGGUCCUUGGUGAGCCUAAACUGAUUACCGCAUAUACUGUGUUAGCUUUCUAUAGUGAUCUACUGCACACGAGAUUUGAAUAAAAUGAAGGAUUGUC
Messenger RNA from Etheostoma spectabile (orangethroat darter), 4368 nucleotides. It is a transcript of the gene ccdc92ba, whose product is annotated as coiled-coil domain containing 92Ba. Bases 543 to 1442 code for a protein of 299 amino acids. Lineage: Eukaryota; Metazoa; Chordata; Actinopteri; Perciformes; Percidae. The transcript has 4 exons. The record is from RefSeq and is a predicted model, not a curated record.